AUGAGUGCAGGAAAUAAUACUCACUUAAACUGGCUCAAUGUCGGUAUUGGGUUCUGCUUUGUGGCCGCCGACGCCGUGGUCUCGUAUGGACUUGGGCUGGGGGUCGGAACGUCACUUGUCUCGGCUGCUAUACGAUGCAUAGUUCAACUUUCUAUCAUGGCUCUGGUGCUCCAGAGUGUCUUCGAAGCAAGUAGCCCGUGGGCGGUAGCAGGGAUAUCAUGCCUCCUGCUUGUCCUUGGUAGUUUCGAAACAGUAAACUCUCCUGAUCCAGUUGCCAACAAGAGCAAGUACCGUUUCUCCGGAAUGGUAGUUUCCCUCAACAUUCGUGGCAAUGGCCAUAUCAACAAUACCGUUUCGAUUAUCGGCACCCGGUUCGCCAUGUCCGAGACCGAGUUUUGGGCAGCAGAGAAAUACAUUCCUAUCUUGGGUAUGCUGUGCGGAUCAACAAUCUCUGGUAUUGUCGUGGCAACAACCUCGGUACUCAAAGAACUCCAUGCAGGAAAUAAUACUCACUUAAACUGGCUCAAUGUCGGUAUUGGGUUCUGCUUUGUGGCCGCCGACGCCGUGGUCUCGUAUGGACUUGGGCUGGGGGUCGGAACGUCACUUGUCUCGGCUGCUAUACGAUGCAUAGUUCAACUUUCUAUCAUGGCUCUGGUGCUCCAGAGUGUCUUCGAAGCAAGUAGCCCGUGGGCGGUAGCAGGGAUAUCAUGCCUCCUGCUUGUCCUUGGUAGUUUCGAAACAGUUGCCAACAAGAGCAGUACCGUUUCUCCGGAAUGGUAG
Messenger RNA from Rhizoctonia solani, 780 nucleotides. RefSeq lists its product as uncharacterized. The transcript has 9 exons. Lineage: Eukaryota; Fungi; Basidiomycota; Agaricomycetes; Cantharellales; Ceratobasidiaceae. The record is from RefSeq and is a predicted model, not a curated record. Bases 1 to 780 code for a protein of 259 amino acids.